UAAAAUUAGUGUGCACAUCAGCCAUAAUGUUCCUAACGGGCUAUUUGAAGGAGUUUGUAUAUAUAUUUGUAGUAUGGUCGCACUUAGCAGUCCGCUAGGAAAACGCGACAUCGUCAUUUAAAAUGGCGCCAAAGAUUAACCUGAGCCAGUGGAUCGCUGGUAAAAUAUGCCACACUGUGCGCUGCUGGCUAGCACCACAGAUAGCGCACCAUCAUCGUGUUACUCAACAGUUUUCACGCAUGUGUCCAUCAGCGUCCCUACGCCGUAGCUCCGCGGACAGACGACAAUGAAGAGGAGCAGGCACCCCAGCAGCAGUGAUGACUCCGACAAUGGAAGUAAUUCUACCUGCUGGUCCCAACAUUCAUCACAGCCCAGGAGGGGGACCGGGCAGAAACCCUCCGAGGUUUUCAGGACGGACCUGAUCACCGCCAUGAAGGUGCAUGACUCGUACCAGCUGAACCCCGAGGACUACUACGUCCUCGCCGACCCGUGGAGGCAGGAGUGGGAGAAGGGUGUCCAGGUUCCCGUCAGCCCUCAGUCCAUCCCACAGCCUGUCGCCAGGGUGUUGGCAGAGAAAGGGAAGGAGGUCAUGUUCGUCAGGCCAAAGAAGCUGAUCCGGACGACGGGCACAGAGGCACUGGGCUACGUGGACAUCCGGACGCUGGCGGAGGGGAUGUGCCGCUACGACCUGAACGAGGAAGACGUGGCCUGGCUGCAGAUCACAAACGAGGAGUUUGCAGAGAUGGCCAUGCCGCCGUUGGACGAGAUCACCAUGGAGCGGGUGAUGGAGGAGUUUGAGCACUGCUGCCACGAAAACAUGACGCACGCCAUGGAGACGGAGGAGGGACUCGGUAUCGAAUACGACGAGGACGUGGUGUGUGACGUUUGCCAGUCGCCCGACGGGGAAGACAACAACGAGAUGGUGUUCUGCGACAAGUGCAACAUCUGCGUUCACCAGGCGUGUUACGGCAUCCAGAAAGUCCCAAAGGGCAGCUGGCUGUGUCGGAUCUGCGCCCUUGGCAUCCUGCCAAAGUGCCAGUUGUGUCCCAAGAAGGGCGGAGCCAUGAAGCCGACCCGAAGUGGAACCAAGUGGGUCCACGUAAGCUGUGCCUUGUGGAUUCCAGAGGUGAGCAUCGGGAAUCCAGAGAAGAUGGAGCCGAUCACCAACGUGUCCCAAAUUCCCAGCAACAGAUGGGCUCUGAUCUGCUGCCUGUGCAAGGAGAAGACCGGAGCGUGUAUACAGUGCUCAGCGAAAAACUGCCGGACUGCCUUCCAUGUGACGUGCGGCCUCCACGCCAGCCUUGAAAUGAACACGAUCCUCACAGAGGAUGACGAGGUCAAAUUCAAGUCCUACUGCCCCAAACACUCCGGGCUCGAGGGCCCCGAGUCCAGGGUCCGAGAUUCUGGAGGCGAGGAGGAGAAGGAGAGCGCCAGAGACAAGAAGUGCAAGAGGAGAGGCAGGGUCAGAGUGGAGGAAGACGCUUCCUCCUCUUCGUCGUCCUACGUGGCUCCUCAGCUCAUCAACAGAGCGCCUGGCGAUCUAGAGGGGCUCAGCAGCCGCCAGCAGGAGAAGAGAGUCAACCUCCGCAAGCUGAAGCUGCAGGCGAUGGAGGAAGACUUCUACCAGUUUGUGGAGGUGGACGAGGUGGCCAGUCGCCUGAAGCUGCCGCCAGACGUCGUGGACUUCCUCUACCAGUACUGGAAACUGAAACGCAAAGCCAACUUCAACCAGCCGCUCCUCACGCCCAAGAAGGACGAGGAGGAGAGCCUGGCACGCCGCGAGCAGGAGGUGCUGCUGCGACGCCUGCAGCUCUUCACACACCUCCGACAGGACCUGGAGAGGGUGCGUAACCUGACCUACAUGGUGACUCGGAGGGAGAAGAUGAAGCGCUCGUUGUGGAGAGUCCAGGAGCAGAUCCUCCAGCACCAGGUCCGACUGCUGGACCACGAGCUGCUCACAGGUGAUCCUUCAGCGAAGGAUUUGGAGAAGCUCUUCUCUCUGGGCUGGUUAUCCUCUCAGGGCUCCCAGUCUCACUCCUCCGGCAGCCACUCUGGACUGAAAACCAAACGAGGGUCUUCAAUGCAGGAAAAACGGAAAAGCAGCGUCAGAAAAGGCCCCUCUGGCGCUCCGCACACUCACAAGAAGGACAAUCAAAGCAAACCACUGGAGACGAAGGACAGUAAAGGCUCCCGAAUCAAAGAGUCUUCUGCUCCUGCCGAGGCCACAAGCGACGCCAAAAUCCCAAACUCUGAGAUCAGCCCGGAGAUUCCAAUCCCAAAGCUUCAGAAGCCAGAAGUCGUGCAGGAAACUAUCACGGUCAAGCUGCACAAACUUGAGAGCAGGAAAUGCCCAAGGAGGGAGGCCCCGGGGCCCGUACACGAGGCGCUGGCCAGACGGAAACGAGACAACGACCAAGAACAAGAAGAGACGAAGAGGAAGAGGAGGAGCGAUGUGACGGAAAGCUUCCCCAGCCAGGUAAAGAACAGGUUCGGGUCAAAACAUCUGGAGAAGACUGUGUCCAUCAGGCUGGUCGAUAUCAGGAACUCUGACACAGAAGACUACUUCAUGGCCGAAGGGACGAUAAAAAGAAACCCGGUCUCUCUGGAUGUGACGACCGACUCUAAAAUCAACAGAGCCAGCGUGGCCUCGGCCGCCGCCAAAGCCAACGGCUGGCUGAGGAAAACCCACGCGAACGGCUCUCACAGAUCUGUGUCCGGGCAUCUUAAAGGCUGGGGGAAGUUCAGGAUCCCAAAGAGGGCCGAGAGGCCUCCGACGGCAACGCUGAAGGAGCCGGAGGAGGCGGAGCACUGCAAGCCGCUGCUGAGGCCGCUGACCAACACGCCAGAGCCGUCGUACCCCAGGACCAGACUCCGCUCAGGGACGGAGAACGACGGCUACACCUCCGACUCCAAACCAGGCGACGGCGAGGUGGAGCCCUGCUUGAAACGAUGCCACUCCCACCAGCUGAGGGGCGACUCCUCUCUCAGCCGGCGCUACGGGUCUGACAUCAUCCGCCGAGGCGUGCUGGCCUCCUGAUGGCGGAGCACACUUGUUGAAAAUAAGCUGCACUGUGUUAGUCUGAAGAGAACGACGGUCUCGUUUUGUACCUUUUUAUUUUUCUGGUUGAAUCAUAAAAUGCCUAGAUUAAAAAACAGAGCUGAUAUUUAUUUUUUAUUUGUAACAUAUGUAAAUCUGGGAAAUAUUUUACCUUUGACUUUAUUUUGAGCUAGUUUUUAUUUUUUAUUGUUUUCCUUAAAAAGUAGAAAGAUGUCAAGUUGCCACUUAAAUGCUCACUCAGAUAUUUACAAGCAUCACCUAGGGAGAAGUUGUGAUCGUUGCUUGGGACCAUAAGCUUGCAAUGUAAUUUGUUUUUGACUUAGUAUUAAACUCAGUUGCACUUAGUUGAAAAUGCUGAUAUAGAUAAUCCUCAUCCGGUCAGCGAAAUAGGACUCUAUAGGUAUUUGUUAUCAAGCUUCAUCGAACCUAACAGCUACAAACAGGCAGUCAAACUGUCCUAUUAUCACUAUUUAAACUCCGUCAUCAUCUCUUCAGUCUGCGAUUGUUGAACAUUAUGAACUGGGAAUAAACAAAAAAAAAAAAAGGAACGCAGAAUGACGUUGUUGACCGAACUUAAGUGUAAUUGAACUGCGAUCGUAUCCAUCAUGUGCCUAACUUUUAUUUGAAGCGUUUGCACUACGAGAGGACGGCACAGGUGUGAGGUACGAGUAGAGUUAUUUUUACACUGAAAAAUAAAAAAAGCAUUUUUGUACCCUCAGCCGCUGCUGUACUACUGUUAUGCAAAAUGAAUCUUGUUUUGUCUUUGUCUUAAAGAGGAAUAAAAACUGCAGGAUUUAAGUCCG
Micropterus salmoides (largemouth bass) is the source of this 3861-nucleotide messenger RNA. RefSeq names its product jade family PHD finger 1 (gene jade1). The transcript is spliced from 11 exons. Bases 287 to 3037 code for a protein of 916 amino acids. Gene Ontology annotation, cellular component: histone acetyltransferase complex. The record is from RefSeq and is a predicted model, not a curated record. Gene Ontology annotation, biological process: regulation of transcription by RNA polymerase II. NCBI's taxonomy places the organism in Eukaryota, Metazoa, Chordata, Actinopteri, Centrarchiformes, Centrarchidae.